Molecule: messenger RNA, 16874 nt
Organism: Coregonus sp. 'balchen'
Lineage: Eukaryota; Metazoa; Chordata; Actinopteri; Salmoniformes; Salmonidae
Source: the annotation of a GenBank genome assembly
CCUAACAUCACUCGUGGGCAGGGAAAGGGUUACUUUUUUGUAAAAUGGAAUUUUUAAGGGGGAAAAAGCUCACACACAGCUCUGCUGGCGCGGUUGUUUGGUGCAGGUUGACGUUAUCAGUAAAUUAGGACAUGGCUUGCAGCUCGAUGACCAGCUUGAGAGGAGGGAGAGCCUGAACGGUGUUGCCUAAAUGAGAUAAAAAAAAGCGCGUGGUUGGCGCUGGUUUCCGUUUGCUCCAGAUAGGCGUCUUAUCCUUAGCAGUGUGAAUAUCCGCGCAGAACGACGAGGCCAGCUCACACUGCCCGGCUACACCGCGAAAUGGUCACGUCUAUUCUGGGGCUCCUUAUCCUACCAAUAUGUCUUCAGCAGUGUGGUUUUGUACACGGUAAGUAGCCUAAUUUUAGAUUGCAAAACGUUUUGUGGUUAUUAAUCGUGGUGUAUCUCAAUGUGACCGUACAACACCGGGUUGGUUAUGCCCAUUACACCUGCCUAUGCUUUAUUUACACAGGAAUGACAGCGGCAAUUAUAAUACUCAAUCUUGCUUUCGUUCUAUGAAUAUGGCCCAAGACGUACACACGGGCAGACGGGUUUUCAUAGUGCCCUCAGCGUAUUGUUUUAUUCCAACAUUUGCAGUUUCCAAUAAAAUGCCAAGGUUUGAUUGAAAAACUCUUAAUAAUUGCUUUCAGUCUGGAGGAGUCGGUCAUUUAAAUGCGGUCAGGCAAAAGGCCUUUGCCUGUGUUUAUGUAGGCUACGCCGUCGUUAUACUUGGAAAAAUAUAGCAUAUUCUUUUAAAAAUGUUCAGUUUGGGUAAUUGGUUUGGUUACAAUGAACCUGAAAUUGAUAUAUUAAUGUAGGAACAUUGUUUAUUUGGACUCUUCUCUUUAACAUUCGCGCUCUGUAGGCUACAGAAUUUUCCACCGGUGAUAAUUUAUUUAUUUAUUCCUGAAGAUUGGGGCGAGCCUUCAAUGGAUUGAUAUGGUGUGUGUGAAACACUAGGCAGUGGGACAACGUAGCAACACCGCAUUCUCCACUAGGGGUGGGGGGUGUAAUUUAUAAAGAACAGAUGACGGUGAUUAUUUGCGGACUCCUGCUAGAUUGCGGUGCAUGGCAUUGACGAUUAAGCGCUAGUCUAUAUUAGCCUACCCUACCGGUAUGUAGGCCAUCUAUGAAGUGUGUUUAGAUUUGUCAUUGAGCAUGAAGGGAAAUGUUUUGCCACAGCGUGAAAAUGACAUUUGUUAGUGUCAGCUGAGGGGCUUUUGUUGUUGCAUCUCACAGAUUGUUUUACUUCGUGAAUUGAGUGUGACUGUACGCAAAUUUAGAUUCUCGUUGACCUAAUUAAAAUGGAGCUGUAUCCUAGGACCUAGGCUUUAUUCUCUAUUUUGGUUGUGAUACUGAGACCAAUAGUGCUCAAAGGCGCGUUGUCGUCACUGUAGGCUACCACAGGGGACGGGGACUACAGACGGCCAAAGUAAGUGGCGACUGGAAAUUAACUUAUUUUCAAUCAAAUUAGACAAUAGGCCUAAAUGAAAGAGAUGCACAUUUUUGAAAUGUCAAUUUUCUUACUCAAUUAAAAGUGGUCUAAAAUUAAAUAUAAAAGUAGCCUAGGCCUACCUACACCAGUUUUAAUGUUAAUGUUUGCGCUCUAGCUUUAAUUAUGAAACGGGUUAGUUGAGUAUUAACCAUACAUUUCACAAUAACAUUGGUCUAACACAAAUUACGUAUUUCAUGGAGUGUUUCUCAGACUCUCUGCUAUUAAUGAUUUGCACAAUUGCAAACACUUGAUGAGAAGUCUACAAUUCAUUUGAAACUGGUGAAGAAUGAGACCGAUGAUCAGCAAGAUGCCAAUUGGCGUCAGUAGGCCUACUUUUAAAAAACGAACCUAUAUACUUAUUAUGGACACAGCAUGCCCUACGUUAGUUAUCUGGCUGUUAUUCGUUUUUAGUUAUUAGUCCAAUCCUUCAGCUCCAUUCAACACCUCCCAUCUGUCUCUUAACACAUCCAUAUUGGAUUUAUAUUUGCCAUAUAUUUUUAAACUGUACUGUGAUGUUUCACAAAAGUUCUGAAACCUUCUAUUCUCAUUGUUUCUACAGAUUGUAAAUUGAAAAUAAACAUUUUUGCUAAAAGUAUUAUUAUGUUAUUGAUCGAUUGACUGACAUUUCAGAUCACCCAGUAGUGCUAUCUGCAGGGUAAAUAUUACAAUCCUUCAGCCAUUCUUGGACCUGUGACCAAAAAUAAGCCACAAAUGGACAGUACCAAAACAAAUGAUCUAAUGAUUCUGUCUCUUCGCAGCCAAAUCUGCAGAGCUGGGAAGAUGGAAUCCCCCAUAUAAAUUCAAAGUUUUGAAUCCGGCGUCGUUUUGCGUAUCAGUUCAUAAACACUAUGCCAUGGAAUCGGUACGUCAAAAAUGUCUCAACUUGAGGGAGGUCCUCUGUAGCUCAGCUGGUAGAGCACGGCGCUUGUAACGCCAAGGUAGUGGGUUCGAUCCCCGGGACCACCCAUACACAAAAAAAAAAAAAAAAAAUGUAUGCACGCAUGACUGUAAGUCGCUUUGGAUAAAAGCGUCUGCUAAAUGGCAUAUUAUUUAUAUUAUUAUUAUUAGGGAGCGUGCAAUUGGCAUGGUGACUGCAGGAAUGUCCACCAGAGCUGUUGCCAGAGAAUUGAAUGUUAAUUUCUCUACCAUAAGCAGUCUCCAAUGUUGUUUUAGAACAUUUGGCAGUGUCCAACUGGCCUCACAAUCGCAGACUGUGUGGGCAAGUGGUUUACUGAUGUUAACGUUGUGAACAGAGUGCCCCAGUGUGGCGGUGGGGUUAUGGUAUGGGCAGGCAUACAGACAACGAACACAUUGCAAAUUGCAUUUUAUCUAUGGCAAUUUGAACGCACAGCGAUACCGUGACGAGACCCUGAGGCCCAUUUUUUUUUAAAGGUAUCUGUGACCAACAGAUGCAUAUCUGUAUUCCCAGUCAUGUGAAAUCCAUAGAUUAGGGGCUUAUGAAUUUAUUUCAAAUGACUGAUUUCCUUAUAUGAACUGUAACUCAGUAAAAUCUUGUUGCGUUUAUAUUUUUGUUCAGUAUACCUCCAAGUUAUUGCCUACUAUCACCAUGAUAGUAAAAAAAAUAAUCAACAUUCAGUAAGCACAGACCCGCUGCCCCAGGCUCGCUGACACGUUCACUUUUCAGUGAAGCAACCGCAGCACAAAAUGUGGUACAAUAGCAGAGACUCAUCUGAUGAGUUUACUCCUGCUGUGAACUGUCCUUGCUCCAUAUAACAGAUGAGCAGUAGGACCUAUACAGUUGACUAAUAUUCACAUGAUUAAGCCUCCAUAGUGUGUGAUUAUGCAAGUCUCCAUUUGUUUUGGCUUGGGACAUCAUUUUGUUGAUGCCCUGCCACUCAGGACCAGCCUUAUUAUUCUGGUGGCGGUUUGGGGGUUAUGGGUUUAGCUGUAGUGUAAUCCACUCCAGUAGCACUGCUGCUGUGCACCAGUCCUUGCCUUCAGCCUUGAACUAUCAUUGGAAGGUUUGGGCAUGAGUGGCACUGAUUAAUGUAAUCUCUAUACUAUGUGUAGGCCUGAGUGUAUGUGGACCCAUAUCAGUCUCUUGUUUGGUAGUGCCCCUGAGACUUAUGCUAAUGUCCACACUGCAAGCGCUCUGCUUUAUAUAACCCUCUUGAUCAUUCUUUGGCAUUCUACCCUUCAAGAGCCUGAUCUGCUGGCUUGUUUAGAAAAUGGCUGUGUCUGAAAAUGGCACCCUAUUGCUUAUUUAGGGCACUACCUUUGACUAGCGCCUCUGUUCAAAAGAGGGUGCACUAUUUAGGGAAUAGGAUUCCAUUUCGGACACAUCCUAUGGCCACUGCCCAGGACAAUUACUACUCAGUCCCAGGCAGACUUUUGUGCUGGUGCUAUUGGCCUCCCAUCACACAGGUCUGUUAGCUCCCUGCUGCAGAAGUAUCCCAUGCUGAGCAAAUGAUCACUCAGGCACACUCUGAGGAGCAGGGGGUUAUUAGACAUGGUAUGGCUGUACUUUCUCCUCUCUGCACAGGCUCGUGGCUAGCUGGCAACAGCCACUCUGUCAUACAGGAGCCAUAUACCAUGUUUUACUGUAGCUGGCUGGUACCUACAGCACAUUGGGUCAUUGGUGAUGUCAAAUGAACUCCCUAUCAAUAUUAACCCAUAGACAGUCAUUUAGAAUUUCAGUCAUGGCUUAACCAUGUGUCCAUAUAGUAAUGGCUUAUUUUGUUUUCUGUGUCCUACAAACACAACGCAGGUCAGAGGACUUUCAAUUUAGUGACAAACAAGAUGGAACAUUGUAGUCCUUGAGGUCUGGAGCCGUGUACGCUAGUUCUACAUGAUGGUUUUGUUGUGUAAUCUUUAUUUCCUUGUUUCCUUGUUCCUUCCAGGAUCAAAGACAGAAUGUGAGCCCAGUCAGUUCCAGUGUGGGAACGGCCGCUGCAUCCCGUCUGUCUGGCAGUGUGACGGGGAUGAGGACUGCUCCGACGGGAGUGACGAGCACACCUGUGGUGAGACACACACAAACCGCAUUUCACACAAUUUCAUCAAAUCAGUGGCAUAGCCUACUGUGUUAGAAAACUUCCCUCGUUAUCUUGGCCCCAUUGGUGCUGUGACUGAGUCCACCAGGGUUAACAUGACCUGGUCUAAGUGGCAGCGGUUCUGGAGAGCUAAAAAUGGCAGUGACGGAGACGCACAAACGAGCCCCAUCUGGGCAAACUGAGUUUCUCCUUGAUUCUCUGUGAUAUCUGGGUCAUGGUGGAUGAGACUGCGAGUGAUUGAGGGAAAGAAGAGGUUGCCAUAGAAAGGGAUGUGUGGUGCGGUCUCUCAAUUAAAUCUGUGCUGACAUAACCGUCUCAGUGUUUGGGUUACUAUGGAUUACCUGCCCAUCUGUUUCCUUUGUCUCUCUCUGCCCUGGCUCCCUCUUUGGACUGUAUACAUUACCAACACAGCCGUGGUGACAUUAAUGUUGAUGUGACUUCCAUAAUAGUAAGAUGGGCCUCUGCCACUUAUUGCCAUUCUAAUCACAGGGAGGAAUGGCCUGUGAGGAGGCCCUUUAACACAGUGGACAUGAAGUGACUGAAAAUAGGGUGGGGUAAGUGGGAGGGUGAGUGGCUUGCCAUUGUAGAGGUCUGUUUGCCAAAUAAUAUUAUGCUCAGUGCAAUAGACCAUGGUUUCCCAAACUUGGUCCUUGGGCCCCCCAUGGUUCACGUUUUGGUUUUUGCCCUAGCACUACACGGCUGAUUCAAAUAACCAAUUAAUCAUCAAGCUUUGAUUAUUUGAAUCAGCUGUGUAGUGAUGGGGCACAAACCAAAACGUGCACCUGGGGGGUGGGGGGGGCCCAGACUGUGUUUGGAAAACCCUGCCGUGUUUGGAAAACCCUGCAAUAGACCACUAUACUAAAUAUACACUAUAGUGACUAGGAUUUAAAGGGCACAUUGUCAGUCCUUUAUAUUGGUUCAGUCUGGAUCUUCUGGCUCUUAUUUGUGGUACAUGGUUGGCAGGAAUCUAACUUGGGAGCUGAUUUUGGCCUCACACUGAAAGACGAAGAUGUUUCACUUACUGUUGGUUUUCCAUUCUGAAGCUAGCAUACUGUAUCUAACGCACUCGAUGCCUUUGCAGUUCGGAAGACCUGUGCGGAGGUGGACUUUGUCUGUCGCAAUGGCCAAUGCGUCCCCAAGAGAUGGCACUGCGACGGUGAGCCAGACUGCGAGGAUGGCUCUGACGAGAGCGUAGAAGUGUGCCGUAAGUCAUCUGGAACCAGCCAGUCCCAGAUUGGGGCUCCUUUUCCUUCAGAUCGUCAUAUUCAGUUUGUUAUAUUGAGAAUUGUAUGCCUGUCUAAAAGAAAUGUUUAAACUUUUUGCCUUCACUUGCAGUAUGAGGAAGAGCUGGGUUAAAUGGCCUCUUCCAUAAUAAAUGGAUCAGGUUGUCAAUCUCACUCGGAGGCAUUUAAUCACAGUUUCACCAUGUGCUUCCCACUGUCAGCCAAUGCAACAGCUGUGUCAGUUUGUGGAUAUGGCUUUGGAUCAAGAUUGGAUCAGGUUACUCUGGCUCUUUCCACAAUACUGCUUUAAGUGCAUGUCCUCCAUUCACCCUCUCACACUUCACAUAGUUCGACUUGCAUAGAGACACCAGGUGGCCACAUUAAGAACCUUAAUUUAAUGUUCCAAAUGGGAUUGUUCCCAAUGAUGUAGGCAGCAGCAAUGUAUUCCACUGAAGUACACAAUGAGCAGGGUGUCAGUCAUAUUUGGGGUGGUUCGUGUGUACGUGCAGGUCAAGACGUCAUAUCACUGGUUUGUUUGACCAGCUGUUGGAAAGCUGUCUGUCAGUACGCAUGGAAAUGUUUGUGUGAGAAUGUGAGUCACCACUCACCACACUUAAAUACACCAUACUAGAGGAACUCUUAAGUCUUCCGAAUUUUAUUUCGUUUUCUUAGAAGCAGUUGGCUAUUGAGCAAUUCCCUCCCAGAAGUGCAUUAGGUUAGAUGAGACGUUAAGAAUAUUUCCGACGCAGCAUGUCUGUCCUUUCAUCUGCCAUCAUACAUUACUCUGUCUGAGCCCAGUGUAUGUGAUGUUACAUUAGGAGCAGUAUGGGUUGGCUUCUCUGAUGUGGAUCUAAUGCUUCACAAGCUCUGCUGACUGAUACAGCCCAGCAUGCUUUCAUGUGCAUUCCUCAGAGAAAUUGAGUAUCAUUGAUUUGGUAGCAAGCACUCUUACCAGACCUUUCCAUGUCCAAGUUACGUAUUAAUCGUCUGUUGUGUUUCUCCUCUGCUUCAAUGGUAUGAUUAGUAGAUCAGUUCCUGAUGGAUUGAAAUCUGUGAUUUAAAGUAUUAAAUUCCUCCAGGUUUGAUCCCUAACCAUCAGGCAUUGUCAAUAGCCACUCUAGAUAGAGGCUUGUAAAUGUUUUCAAUGGGCUCGAAGACAUGCUCUGGACUCCAAUAGCCUAGUUAAGGAAGCAUUAGUAAUCAGAUCUAUAUAGUACAGACCCUGUAAAGAGUGAUGGAGUGUACACACUGAUCAUCAAUCUAAUCUUGUUGAACAUAUCGAGAUCAAUUGACAUGGGUAUCCAAAGCACUUGGGAAAGGACUAAAGGUCUAUAAAUUAACUCCCUCUCCAUCCACAUGCUCUGCAGACACCAGGACCUGCCGUGUGAAUGAGUUUAGCUGUGGGGCGGGGUCCACCCAAUGCAUCCCAGUCUUCUGGAAGUGUGAUGGAGAGAAGGACUGCGAUAACGGAGAGGAUGAAAUUAACUGUGGUGAGUUGAUUUUCCAUGUAGCCAUAGGAAGAGCGGUGUCCCUCACAAACCACUAGAUGUAUUUCCUUACUGUGUUUUGGAAUGAAUCCAAGCAACACGUUAAUUUAGGAGUACAUGGUUGUUGAUUCCUACAUUAGCAUCACAGUACUGAGUACUCCGUUCACUCACACAGGUAACAUCACGUGUGCCUCGCUGGAAUUUACCUGUGCAAGCGGCCGCUGCAUCUCUCGUAACUUUGUGUGUAACGGCGAGGACGACUGUGGUGACGGGAGUGACGAGCAGGAGUGUGCCCCGUCGUCCUGCGGCCCCAGCGAGUUUCAGUGUGGCAACGCCACCUGUAUCCCUGGCAGCUGGGUGUGCGACGAUGACGUGGAUUGCCAGGACCAAUCGGACGAAUCCCCUCAGCGCUGUGGUCGCCACCCCACGCCACCGGCUAAAUGUUCACCCAGCGAGAUGCAGUGUGGGUCUGGGGAGUGCAUCCACCGCAAGUGGCGUUGUGACGGGGACCCCGACUGCAAGGACGGCAGUGACGAAGCCAACUGUCGUAAGUGUGGAGAGACUUAAUCAGACCACCUGCAUGUUCCAGCAGGCCAGCCGAUGUACAUUGUUUUUGGUUACUUCUGUUUUUCUGCUGCACAUGUCAGAGAUUGCACUGGUUUCAUAUAGUCAUAAAUGGAGCCUUCUAUUGCAAUUAUACUAUAUUGCAAUAAAAGGAUCUGGUCGUAAAAUGCAUCCUUGUCUCUAUACUCAGUGUUCAUAGCAGCUGUCAAGAGUUUAUCUGUUUUUCAUGGUUAUGACUGUGGUGUAGGCAUUAUGAUAGUGCAAAUAGAGUAAUGAUGGUGGUUGGCGUAUAUGGGCUGAAAUGUGAGUGAGUAAGGGUUAAUGGUCUAACUAACAGUUCUGUGUGUCCUCUCCUCUCCAGCUGUUCGUACCUGCAGGCCAGACCAGUUCAAGUGUGAGGACGGCAAUUGUGUCCACGGCAGCAGACAGUGCAACGGCUUCCGUGAUUGUGCAGAUGGCACCGAUGAAGUCAACUGUAAAAACUGUGAGUGUUCAACCAGAAGUAAUGUCAUUCCAAAUGAAUGUACUUAAAAAAUAAAUAAUUGUUGCUACACUACAGAACAUUUCCUAAACAAGGUAAUUUUUGCUUCAGUGUUCAGUUAUUCCUGUAUGAAUUGGAUUAAAAGAUGCUCAAUAAAUACUAUAAUUUUAUAUUCAGACUACAGUAAUGUGGUUAUCGAAGUAUUGACUUUAAACCCUCAAAUUAAUUGCUUUGGUUGCACCUGCAAUUAAGCACACCUCCAUGUUCCUAUGGGGGACAUGCACAACAUUUGCAGAUGGUUGAGUCUCAAACUCCUACACCCACUUCCAUUAUACCACCUGUACCUCUUUGUGUAACAUUCCAGUAUCACCAGUUUGUAAUGUCACUUUCUCUUUCACGACCCAGUGACGCAGUGCAACGGCCCUGACAGGUUCAAGUGUCGGAGUGGAGAGUGUAUAGAGAUGAGUAAAGUGUGCAACAAGGCCCGGGACUGUCCUGACUGGAGUGACGAGCCCAUCAAAGAGUGCAGUAAGUGGAUGAGAGGAACCAAACAUGUUUUAUUAAGCAGUAGAAGUGAUGAGCGGUUGAGUUCAGUUAGUAUGUUGUCUUGUGAUUUUGUUUAUUCACGAUGAAGAACCAUGAGUGCAUUCACUAAAGUGGGUUAGCUUGCCUUGCAAGUUGCAAUAAUGCGCUGGUUGUAGGCUGCUGAACAUUAUGGGAUUGAUACAAGUAUUUUGGCUAUUGGUGUGUAAAAUACUAUACAUCUUUGACCUGUCCCAUGGAGGCUACCUCAUAUUAUCCUUGUCCAACUCAUCCUACACUACAGCAAUCCCAUUAGUUCACUAUCAUUCAGCCAGCCAAAGCCAGUCCACUGAUGUCAUUGAUUUCAGGCAGGCCUUUGUUUGUGAACGAAGGGCAUUAGUAACCACCGUUCUUCUGUUCACGUUUCAGACCUGAAUGAGUGUCUGCUGAACAAUGGAGGCUGCUCCCACAUCUGCAGGGACAUGGUGAUUGGCUACGAGUGUGACUGCACCCCUGGACUGCAGCUCAUAGACCGCAAGACCUGUGGGGGUAGGUGCCAUAUCCAAUGAUUAACCCAUACACUAUUUGAUAUUAACUCUCAUACGAAAGAAAGGCAUUUUCAGUUGAUAUUUGUAAUGGGGUAUUGAGACUUACUACAUUUUAAGAUCCACCCUGAUCUCUUUUACAUUUGACUUACUAUUCACAACUAAAUUAAUUGACCUCCUACUCUGUGGGUGACUCUUCCUGUUUUUCCCUUCCUUCAGACAUCAAUGAGUGUAUGAAUCCUGGGAUCUGUAGUCAGAUCUGUAUCAACCUGAAGGGAGGGUAUAAGUGUGAGUGCCACAACAGUUACCAGAUGGACCCCACCACAGGAGUUUGCAAGGCUGUGGGUAAGUUGGCUCACCCUGUCAAGUAUACGCCAUACUGUACCACCAGGAGCACACGGUAGAGGGAUGCGUAAGCAGAUGUUGGCGCGCUAGAGGGAAGCAGCAUCACUAAUGGGUGCAGUUUUGUAUCCGAUCCAACGGACUCUGUACUCUUCCAUGUCGCUCUGUCCUGAUCAAUGCAUUUUAAUUCUCAAGCUGCUUCAAAUAUAUAUUUUACAAAACACCUAUAAUGGAAUCCAAGUUCAAAUAGAAUAGCAAUGAUAUCGUUUACAACAACCUUGAUCUGAGAAGUCCAGCUGGGAUGUUUUGGUGCUGUCUCUGACUCAGUGACUCAUGAUUAGUGUUGUUCUAACACGAGGACAGACUUAAAAGGCUCCAUUGUAUUGUCAUUAUGAAUGAGUGUCUGUGGCUCCCUCUCCCCCUCAAGGCACGGAGCCCUGUCUGAUCUUCACUAACCGGAGGGACAUCCGGAAGCUGGGUCUGGAGAGGAGGGAGUACACACAGAUCGUGGAGCAGCUGCGGAACACAGUGGCACUAGAUGCAGACUUCACCCAGCAGAGGCUCUUCUGGGCUGACCUGAGCCAGAGGGCCAUCUUCAGGUAGCUACAGGUCUCAUCUUCCGGUCAAAACAUGUCCCAUCACACCCACAAGUCUAAGCCCAUAGAUGGUCUAUUAUCAUGAGGGAGUCUGUGUUCACCUCAACCUUGACCUGUUAUCACUGGUUUCUGACAGACGUAUGAAAGCAUUUGUACAUGGUAAUCAGGGCCAAAGUUCACUGAGCAUAUGUUUGCUAUACUUCCCAGCAAUAAACCAUUCAACCCUACAACCUACGUUUUUGGGUCAAUAUGAGUCAACUCAAACCGAAUACCAAAAUGUUUCUCACCCCCAUAUCUUUCCAGCACGGUGUUGGAUAAGCGAGGAGACGUAGGAAGUCAUGUGAAGGUGAUAGACAACGUCCAGACACCAGUGGGGAUCGCAGUAGACUGGAUCUAUAAGAACAUCUACUGGUCCGACCUCGGCACAAAGACCAUAGCAGUGGCCAACUUCAGCGGCACCAAGCGAAAAGUUCUCUUCGACAGUGGUUUGAAAGAGCCUGCGUCCAUCGCUGUGGAUCCACUCUCUGGGUAAAGUUUUCUGGGGUCCACAUUUCUCUUGAACAGUUUCUGAAUGCUUCCACCUUUUUGAACCCUCAUAAUGAUUGGAUCUCCUCUCUGCUGGUGUUCUAGAUUCCUGUACUGGUCAGAUUGGGGUGAACCAGCAAAGAUUGAAAAGUCUGGCAUGAAUGGGGUUGACAGGCAGGUCCUGGUCGAGACUGAUAUUCAGUGGCCCAAUGGAAUCACCCUGGGUGGGUAAAGCUGGUUUGAUUGUCCUGUCACUGCAUUAUACCUAAUGUGCAUUUACCCUUUGAACAGGUUCAAUUGCUUUCACGGCUACAGGGUGUGAUAAACAUGUAUAUUAAUUUCCUUCUCUUAGACCUGAUCAAGAGCAGACUGUACUGGGUGGACUCAAAGUUGCACAUGCUCUCUAGCGUCGACCUGAAUGGCGACAACCGGAGGAAAGUGCUGCAGUCCCCAGACUACCUUGCUCACCCCUUCGCUGUCACUGUGUUCGAGGUACGGCUAUGGAACUUGAUGAGGUGCUGGGCGGUAGGGGUGGUGAAGUGUGUGUCUAUAUAUAUAUAUAAAGUGUGUGAAAGUUGCUUUGUGUAACUCCAGCCUAAUAUACUGGCAGGUAAAUUGAUGGUUGAUUUGUAGUUUGUUUUGCGUCUACAAUUUGAUUGUUUCUCAUGUUGUUAAUGCUACCUAGCAAACGCAUGCUUUUAUAGACAUUCAUAAUUGGUAAUUUGCUAUGUCUCUGUUCAGUUGGUUUCACAAAAACUGGUUUCUGCAUACUGUAAAGCCCAUGAUUUGCUCCAAAUGUGUGGGGAUCAACGGCAUUGACCCCUGGUGGCGUGUGACAGUAAUUCUGUCAAACUAUUAGAAUAAAUAGCUGUUCAGUUUCAAAGUCUUUCCUUCUCUGAAGCAUUAGUCCCAAGCCAUUUCUACUGGCAUCUGCUCUGGGGUUUAGUGUGUGACUGUGAUUUGUUUCAGGAUCGAGUGUUUUGGACAGAUGGGGAGAACGAGGCGAUCUACGGAGCAAACAAGUUCACAGGCUCUGACGUGAUUACCCUGGCAAGCAAUCUAAACGAGCCACAGGACAUCAUUGUUUACCACGAGCUAAUCCAGCUGUCUGGUAAGGCUGCCAGAUGUUAGCCUGAUCACUGGGGUUUGGGAGAGACAGGGCUAUAUUAGUUAGCCUAGACCACAGUGGCUUGGGAGAGAGGGCUGUGUUUGCUGCCUCUGUGAAAUUCACAGCUCCACACUCCUAAGUAACCCUCAUAAGUCAACUCCACUGACCCCUGUAACCCUCAGUGCAUGGAAGGAUCCUUGUUUUUGACAUUUCCCUAUCUAACUGGCUAGCCUCUAAAUGCCAGAGCACUGUUUAAAAAACAGACUAGGACAUUUUAGGAGAUCAAAAUGCUGUCAUGUAGGAGUGACUAAGUUGAUCUGCCUUUUUAGAGGCAAAGUAUCAUAGGUCUUUACGUAAUGUAUCCUAGAAGUACGGGGCACAGGCAGUGGCUAACUGGUUCCCUCCAUUUUGAUUCCACACAGGGACAAACUGGUGCAAUGAGAAGGGUCAGAACGGCGGCUGUGCUUACAUGUGCCUGCCAGCUCCACAGAUCAACAAAUACUCCCCCAAAUACACGUGCGUGUGUCCGCAAGACCAGGCGCUCGCUUCAAAUGGCCUUUACUGUAGACCAGGCAAGUACUGUAACGUUAACAACAUCCGAUCGGGCAGUGAGGUGUUAAACUGUCUGAUGCUGUGGGCGUUUUUUUUUCUCCUAAGAGCCCUCUCUCUUUAGAGGCCUUUAAUUCCCGUUCUGUCACCCAAGCAUUUCUUUCCCCUCCCUUUGUGUGUGUUGACGUUCAGAUGUGUUGCUUGUGAAGCCUGACAGCUGUAGCCAGGUUGUCUGUCCCUCUGUUUGCCUGCUUUCUGCUCCUUCCCCCUGCCCUGCUGAAGCCUCUGUUUGCCUGCUUUCUGCUCCGUCCCCCUGCCCUGCUGAAGCCUCUGUGUUCCGCUUUAGUCUCCAAUGUGCUUUUCUUCCCCCCUCAGAGCCACUGAUGUUUGGGAAUAUAGUUGAGAUGGCACCGGGCUUUUAAACUCCCUUUGAAUGAAUGAACCACCCAGGGUGCGGAGGGGACUGGGGGUUAUUGUAGGGGCCAAUAAGAGGGACCCCUGUCACUUGAUGAAUGCUUUAUAUACAGGUUUUUAGGUUUCAUCCAGAAAGCAACAUGUUUUAUAACCAAAUAGAAGCUAACUGAAUGAAUUUGUCUUGCCUGGUAAUUGAUGGAAUGCUAGGCUAUAGACAGUGUGCUUGAUGCUUUUCAUUUGAGUGAGAUAAAGGGGCCAAAUUUGCUUAGUGAGGGUACUAGCGGGGCAUGGCUCUCAGGCUGUGCACCCCACUGACAUUAAGCAAGAUCUAUCGUCUAAAAUACCGUUAUACUUGUCAUGCAGAGUGUAGUCUGCUUUUAUUACUCAAAGAUCUGUAUUAAAUUAUCCAUGAAUCAGAUACUUUUUUUUGUGGGGUGAUUUAGGCCCAGUUAUGAGUAAAAUAUGGUGAUUUAAUAUUUUGUCUGAUCUCAUAUAAUCAUGGUCUCUCCUGCGUCACAUGAUUCCUGCUUCAUUUUGUUCAUGCCAUUCAUACUCAUACAUGAGCCGCCUUCAGUUUUGGCACUACUAUAGAGCACUAUAGGCCCUAACAUUUCCAGCUUUUUUCCCCAAUUAUUUUGGCCAUUGAAUCUCUGAACAAGGCUCUUUUGGUUAGUUAUUCAGUAGUAUAGAAAAUAGGUGUUAUUUCCCACUAGUAAUUUUGGAUCACUUCUGCACAUUUUUUCAAACACUUCUUUGCGUCUGUGCUUCGCUUUUCCUGUUUUUCCGCUAGGAAUUAAUUUGUGACAUCAUGUAACAUGAAAAAGUUCCAUAUGUUGCAUGGUAACAAGCAUUUCUGUAGUCAGAAUGUGAAGCUAUGAUUUUAAGUUUUGCCAAAGCAUUACAAUACUCUGUUCUCUUAUUAUGACAGUGACACCUUCAGCUCCCUCAAAGGAUGAUGGGAAAACUCUAAUACGUCCCACUGACCCCCAAGGUAAAGAUGUCAACCGCCCGCCUGCCUGCCUUGUGUGGCUGGGGCUGCAUGCGUGUCCUGGCUACAACCAUAGCCAUGAAUCAGGACCCCAGUAAUCUAGUUUCAUGGCCUUUGGGUUCUUAAUUAACAGAUGUCAAUUAUUUAAUUUCACUCUAGAAUGACUCUGGUCUGGCUCCCCUGUGCUACCCAUCGUCAUGGUGAUUAGCCUAUAAGCUUGCAGCCUGCUACUAGGGGGGUUGUGAGGUGGUGUGGUGAUGGGAAGUUGGUCAGUCAUGUAAAGAUGCCUGGAGUGUUUGACAGUACAGGAAUGUCUAAGUAGAUUUUGGAAGUAGCUAUUAUUGCCAUCCACCCAGGAAUGUUUAACGGCAGAUUUUUAAGUGACUUCUACAAUUAGCCAGUGGAUGCAUGCAUAAUGAAUGACCAUAAUUAAAGUAACAAAUAUUGCAUUUUAUCUGUAGUGGAUUUAUUUGAUUAGCCUGCUUUUUAAGUAAUUUGUUUAGGCAUUUUUUGUAAUUAUUAUUUGCAAGAUGCCUUUGUUGCGCUGAUCCCAGUGUUUUUUUUGUUCAAAGUGACCACGGUGCCAAAAGUUGUCCCCCAACCUGUCCCUGCUGGUAAGCCCCAGUUCUCCUUCCCUGAUUGAGCCCUUGGUGAAAAGAAGUGGUAGAUUUCCUUAGACUGUGAUUGUGCCAAAACACUGGUCUGUCAGCCUGGCCUUGCCAGCUCCUGGUGGCCAUAUAAUGUUCCAGAGCCCAGCUGACCCCCAGGGGGUUGCCAGAGGGCACAGAGCCACCCCAUUGGCAGACAGACAGGGAAGGAAAAAAAAGCUAAUGUCCUCUUUGUUCCCCCCCUUCCAUUCACCCACUUGUUUGCAAGUCAUGUACCUACCAACUCUCAUAUCACCCAUCAUGUGCCAUUUCCUAUAAGUAUUAUUUACACAUGACCAGUUGAGUUUAUUGUACUUUAGUUAUUUGUACCAAGGUUAUUCUUGGUACAAAAUGUGACUACUGGUUACAACUGAUCUUACCCUAAAUACAAAGACUAACAGAGAGAAAGACAUGAACCAGUAUAUUACAUUUCUGUGAUUACAUGGUCCCUCAAAGGACUGACUCUCUCAUUCAGAUGAACAUUUUCUAUUGUAGAAGCCAACGUCAGUACAUCCAUCCAUGAGGCGAACUCUACAGCUAGAGGAUCUGCAGCUGCCUGGGCUAUCCUCCCUGUGUGUAAGUACCACUGUUACUGCCGUCCCCCUCUCUCCUGCAGCUGUCUAUGACGCAUACUUUAAAGGACACUCAACUGUAUGAUAAGUGGGUGGAUGAGCAAUACUUCAGUGGUUUUCCUAGCUGUAGUAGUUAUUGAUUGAAUGUUGUGAUUUAUUCAAGUAACCCUUGAAUUGUACCGAUGCUAUGAAACCUUAGCUCUUGCUAGCUGGAUAUGAACCAUUUAAAACUACUCCAGUAUUGCUUAUGCUGAUCCCACUUCUGUCUUCUGUCCCCAGUGUUCCUGGCCAUGGCUGCUGCAGGAGGUUACUUGAUGUGGCGUAACUGGCAGCUGAAGAAUAAAAAGAGCAUGAACUUCGACAAUCCAGUGUACCUGAAAACCACGGAAGAAGACCUCAACAUUGAUAUCAGCAGGCACACCUCCAAUAUAGGCCACACAUACCCAGCAGUAAGUAGCCUCCUUAAUCCGUCGAGUGGUCACUUCUGUAAAUAACUACUUGCUUGUGUGAACUUAUGAUAGUUGUGCACUCCCAAUCCCUUUUGCAUUGUGACUCUUCACCUUACAUUUACUUGCAUACCGUCCACUAAACAGCUUAUUUUAAGCGGGGGAAAUCCCAUUCAUGAUUGUUACUGGGAGCCAGACCACUCUAGCCCUUAAUCGGUAAAUCGUUUAGAUUCUCUGCCUGUAAAUGACCACUUUCCAUUGUGCGUUUGUCUUCCUUCCAGAUAUCAGCGGUGAAUACAGAAGAUGACUUGUCAUAACCAACCUGCCAAGUGACCCCCAUCGGUUUAUUCAACCUUUGGUCUCCAUGCCAACGACCUCUGCUUCUUUAGCAGAGCUACAGAGCUACAACCAGAUGCCUUCUGAAGUGCAUAAGUUGUGUUUUCUGGGGGAUUUUGUCAUUAGAUGUGUGAUUAUGAUGUAUGAAUUGCGUCCUACUCACACCAAGUGUGUCCAAAGUGGCAAUGGGUUUUGGGGCUUGGCCUCUAUAUCCCCACUCCUUCCCCCUCAGCCCUAAAACAUUUCAAAGAUUCUACUACGUACAACCUUGCGUUUAGUUCAGGACACUGGUCCUCCUGUGUGUGAAGUGAGGCAAUGCAGGAGCGACACUGGUUCUGACCUUCAGUCCCCCACUUGACAUGUUUCUCUGAAUAUUUAUGAAAAGCAUAUUUUAGGCAGUACUGUCUUAAAAGAUGCAAGUUUCUUAUGAACAUUACCUCCAGAAGCACAUUCUUAUAAAGCUUUUUUUGUGCGAUUCUGUGCUGGGAAGAUGAGUUCUAUAAGGAAUGUGAUGUUACUACAGCAUUUGUAAAACAUUGUACAUAAACCCUCUUCCCCUAAGAACAGAAUCAAGACUGAAGCACUUUGAUCAAAUGGUCUGCUGUAAAUAAGAUUGUAUACAUUUGACUGAAUCAAUUUUUGCUAUGGUUGGGCAUAGUACCAGGGUAGGGCAAGAUGUAUUUAAAACUGAAUUUGUUAAACUAUUUUGUAUGUUUGUGUGCCGUUGCUGUGACCUUUUCUAGCCUUGUACAGUGCAGGGGACUAAAUGCUCUGUAUCGUGAAUAAAAUAAUUUGCAAACACUUCAGAUAAAACCCUUUCAUUUGAUUGGAAGACCCACAAGUCAUUCAAAACCCACUGCUUGACUUUCCCUGUACCACCACCAUGUCUCAUUCUGGUACAUUCUGAUUCUUUACCUUUCUCCCAAAGUGUACAGUCGUCGUCAAAAGUUUUGUCUUCACAAAGUUCACUGCUUCAGUGUUGAGAUA